AUAACUGAAUUUUUGGUUUACUUUGAUUUAGUUGGAUCUGUAUUUCGCUUCUCAUCUGGCUUCUGUAUACUCUCAGUUAUGGAGGAUAGUGGAUUUGAUAGUGAUACUUCAAAGUCUAAUCUAAAGCCUUUGAACUCUAAACCACAGCAUAUUCGAAUGUUUUCCAAUACAGAAACCUCAAAUAAGAGCCAUCACUGUGGAGAUUAUGAAGAAUCUCAAAAGCCUAAUGAUGAUGGAGGUGGAGCUGCAGACCUACAGAUGUUCCAUGGUUCACCACCAGCUGAAUUCAGUAUACCUGCAAGACCAGUUGAGCCUAGUGAACCCAAGAACCUGAAUUGUUCUGGGCAGACAGAAGAAAUCUCUGGUGGCGUAUCCUCAACAGCAUCUUCAACAAAGCCCCUUCCCUCAGUAGCAAAGUUACAGAAGAGAUUAGAAAAACACAUUCAGAAAGCAAGAAAAAUACGACAACAAGAACGUGAAAAUACAGUGGAUUCUCAACCUAAAAAAUUGUUGAUUUCCCGUAAUAGGUUGCCUGUGCCAAACAAAUCUAGUAGCACUCCAGUAGUAACAAAAGCAGAUGAACAGCCAUUAGUUUCUUGGGAAACUGACAGUGAAGAAGAAUAUGAAUUUCAUACAACCUCAAAGUCUGCCUCUAGGGAAAUCACUCAGCAGCUCAUUCAAGAUGGAUACAAUCUUGACCUAACACCUGAUGAUGAAGACCUAGACUUGAUUCCUCCAAAACCUUUAAACCAACGGUGUGUUUGUUGUGGGAUGACUUAUUCUUGUGUUGUUCAGUAAAUCAAGCAAAUGCCUGAUGCUGUCUUCCAGAAAAGCAUACCCUUAUGAAGGUUGUUUACCAGCUUGUGCAUUUAGUAUUAUGCGUGUUGAAAAUUCUCAGUAUUCUGAAAUAAGUUUAUUCCAGAUAUUAGUGUUAAUAUAUCUAAUGAAUAUUUAAUUUUCAUUUCUUUAAGUAUCAAAUGUUACUCUCAAGUAAUUUUUUGUACAAAUUAUUUUACUAAGUGGUUAUUUCAAGAAAGAAGCACAGUUUUUGUAUGACUUAUUUCCUUAAAGUUAUUCAACUGAUUUUCUUUACGUUGUAUAUUAUGUAUUUGAGUACACAAAUAUGUACAUACUUAGUAUGUGUAUGUUAGAGAACAUAUUUGAUCUAAUGAAAUACCAUUCCAGAACUAAGAUCUUUUUAACAUUACAUGGAAAGUAAGUUGUGUGUGUGAUGUUUUUUGUUUACUACAUGUGGAAAUGAUAAAUUAUAAGAAAUCAUGUCAAAGUAUGUUAUUGGUGCUUGAUAAUGAUACUAAAGAGCACCUAAUUGAUGCCUUUUUACUAACAUUACAUAGUACUAAGAUAUGAAAAAUAUUUUACAAAUAACAUUGGAAUAUACUGAAUAAAACAAUAGAUAUAUCUGCUAUUUCCGAUACAGUACGUUACUUCUUGUAACAGAUAUGGCUAGUCUCUUUAAGUCCUGCUCUCUACAUGCAAAAAAUUUUUUGCAUGCCUUAAGCCUUGAGCUCCAAUGUACCCCACGAUUAGUGGGGUUCAACUGCAUCUCACAUGUAAAUCAUUAUGCAACAACCCUCCACCACUAGGAGUGUGAUACAUCCUCUUGACACGUGACUCUCUAUAUUUGAAUGUACUGAACUAUCGUUUCUCAUUUGGCAGUGCUUGCAUCAAGAUGUUUUUCAUUGUGCUCUACAAACGUUUUUUUUUUAAUUUAGUGAAUUUUUUUUUUCAAUGUUGAUUGAACUGUUUUGUAAUUUAUUCUGAAGUGGAAUUGUUAUUCUCCUUUUUCAAAUGUUUGCGAACAUAAGAAUAACUUACUUUUUUUUUAGUUUUUUAUUUGUUCUAACAUUGUUGUGCUUGGUUAUUCAUUUUUAAUAAUGAAGUCCAAGUUACCACUAUGGAGGUAAUACUAUCCACCAGCAUGCUUACACAGACUGCAGGUGGAGGGAACUUGACUAUGGAAUUAUCAGCUCUCAUUCAAAGAGAGAUUGAUUGUUAUAUAAGUCAACCAUCUCAUGAUGUUGCCCAUUUUCCUCCUGAACAUGCUGAAUCUGUUCGGAAGGAUGAGAAAUUUGACAGAGUUUUCCUCCACCUAAUUUUGCUGUGUCUUCCUGUGCCCCUACUGCAGAAACAGCUAGGCCUAAUAUGGAUUUUUUUGGACAUGACUUCUCAGGUGGGUUCUGUUUCAUCACUUUCCUUGAUUUUUUAUAAUCUUCUACCUUCCUUGUUGCAUGAUAUCGAUCCUUUUAGUAUUUUGUGUUUCCUCCUUCCCCAGAUAUUAGGGUUCAUGCAGAGCAUUUUGUAUCUGAGAUGCAUGAGGAUGCUCGUAUGCCUUGCCCUGCACGGGCUUUGAAUCAGUUUGCUUGAGCCUAUCAUCAGGCUGCAUUUCCAUCUUUUGAUUCUCAAUAGCUGGUAUCACAUUUGCUCAUGUGGGAAGCUAACCCUGAUCAUCCUGUUUGUUUAUCCCAUACCCAGUUUUCUUGCCUUUGUCUUAUCCUAUUGACUCUUCUAUGGUACUUCUCUUCCAUCAACCUCCUUUUCGAGGUGCUGUACUGAGAUCCUGAGGGUUUAGUGAAGGAUACUUUCUCCCUCAGUACCUCCACAUUGGCACGUUUGUCUUCUUUGGCCCUUUCUUUUCACAUGUGGCUUCUCUGUUGUUGGGAUCGUCUGGAGAGAGAUGCUGUAUUGUUCCAAGUUCAUUUACCAUCUACUUAUCUUUGGGACUUAUAUAUGGUCCCCUUUCUCCAAUGGUUUGUUUUCAGGGAUAUUCCUGAGACUAGAAUCCAAUGUGGAAUCUGUGAGACAGAAAUCGACCCUUUCAUUUUUGGUUGAUUGUUUGUCUCAUUCUGAGCCUAGACAAUCCCCUAUUACUGUUUUCUAUCCCAUUCCUUCCCAGCCGUUACCAGUUCCUCCACUUGACGUAUUAUUCGACGAAGAUGGACACAUCACCAACAGUACCAGUGACUAUCCCGUGGGUUUUGGUCCAAUUGGGGUUUGCUUGUUCAUCUAUGGUGCAAUUUCACCACAGAUCUUUGGGUUAUUUAAGUAUUAACCGAGGGACUUGUCAUCCACUUCCUUUUCCCUCCUCCUAUAUCUCGGGUACCCAUAUCCUUUCCGUUGCCUUGGGAUCCUACCACUGGUCAAUGUCUGUCCGAGGCAGUAGAGAAUCUUCUCUCCCAGAAAGCCAUUGAACCUGUACUUCAUUUUUAUCCAGGUUUUUAUUCCAAGCUGCUUGUGGUACUGAAGAAAACUGGGGGACUGGUGGUCUGUGAUUGAUCUGUCCUGCCUCAAUCAAGUUUUGGUUUUGCCUCACUUUACCAUAGAGUCUUUUCUCACCCUCAUGUGGGCUUUUUGUCCAGGUCUAUAGAUAACCAAGAUAUGUGUCUCGAAUGUUUAUUUGCAUAUUCCUAUAUAUUGUCAGUUGAGGUGCUAUAUGUGCUUGCUUCAGUCCUGUAUGUCUUUUGUUGAGUUGUCAAGGCAUUUACCCAACAUAUGCAUGCUCGGGGGUUGCACAUACACCAUCACAUGGAAGAAUGGCUUCUGUUAACUCAUUCCAAAUUGGAGGUUGCCAAUCUCACUCAUCUGCUUCUUUUGGAGGCAGCUUGUGUGGGUUGGUUAAUCAAGUUAAUCAAUAUUUUGUCCACUUGGACGUCUUUUUUAACACUCAUCUAAGUCAGGUCCAACCUUCUCCACUUCGACUCCAUUCAAUGUAGCUUUCAGUUCUUCACGCUCUUCCUACACUCUGUCCUCACGCCUGGUUUUUUCCCGUACUUGGUGAGGAGAUCCAGAUUAUCACAGUGAGUUGGUUCAUUUUUAGCAUGUUCCAUUCAUCCCUCCUCUAUGGACGUUUAUCAACAUAAAUGGAACCUUUUUUAAACUAUUGGCAUUUCAGUCAGGGAUUUUCGCCUGCUUGACCCACUCACUUUUCCUCACUUGGCUGUUUGAACAGGGGACUUUUGUCUCCUCGGUCACGGGUUACUGGGCUGCCUUAUUCCACACUUUUCAUUUUUCUCUGUACUGUAAAUUUUUAUGUCUCCUACCCUCUCACUAUCGUUGCAUUCCUUCUGGAUUAGUAGACCUCUUGCGCACUGUCCAGAUUGGGAUGUCAAAACGGUUCUUCACUGCAUUAUUUUACUUCCAUUUGAACCUCUGCCCUUGUGUUUGAUUUUUCACUUAUCCCUUAAAACAUAUUUCCUUCUUCUCUUGGCUUGUGGAUGUCAUUGGUUGGAUUUAUUUACCAUCAAUGUUGCAUGUACCCUGUAUCAUUCUACAUAUGUUCUCCUUUAUCUGGAUCAAUCUUUUCUUCCCAAAAUUUUGGCAGCUUGUUAAGGAAAUUCCUUCCAUUUCUCACCUAUAUUCCCAAACUGAUCUGGAUAGACUGCUAUGCCCCAUACAUACUCUUUGUUGUUAUAUUGCCUGCACGGCUCCCGUCCAUGGUACCCAUUCCCACCUCUUUAUCCCGUGGCAACUAUCCUCUGUUCGUGACCUUUCUCUUUCCACCUUUACCAAUUGGGUUUGGCUUUUAAUUCAAUUAGCUUAUUCUUCCUUGUCUCCUUCUUCCUGUAAUUUGUUUCAGGUGUCUUCUCACCAGAUUAGGCACCUUACUUUUUCCCUGGCAUCUCAUCUCUGUUGUUCACCUAUUCAAUGUGGGAUUCUAGCUAUAUCUGUGAAAAAAGGUAAUGCACCAUAUCAGAAGUUAUAAUUUUCCUAUACUGAAAAUGUAUUUCUGAUAGGUACUUACCUCCUCUCACCCU
This is a messenger RNA of Limulus polyphemus (Atlantic horseshoe crab), 4772 nucleotides long. Its product is annotated as protein FAM219A-like. The transcript is spliced from 6 exons. Lineage: Eukaryota; Metazoa; Arthropoda; Merostomata; Xiphosura; Limulidae. Bases 79 to 798 code for a protein of 239 amino acids. The record is from RefSeq and is a predicted model, not a curated record.